Sugiyamaella lignohabitans is the source of this 1227-nucleotide messenger RNA. RefSeq names its product PT repeat family protein. The transcript has a single exon. The coding region runs from base 1 to 1227 and encodes 408 amino acids. NCBI's taxonomy places the organism in Eukaryota, Fungi, Ascomycota, Dipodascomycetes, Dipodascales, Trichomonascaceae. The record is from RefSeq and is a predicted model, not a curated record.
AUGCAACCCUUUAUUAUCCUCGUAGUGAAUGCUCUUAUUGCUGCUACAGCAAACGCUGAGAACCCUCUCGACCACUUGCCCACCACUUUGUCGUCUGUUUUCAAUGCUCCCCCCACUUCGGAGUCUACUGUGUCAACUUCCAAGUGCCCAUAUGAGCAAAUCUGGAAAGGUUUGAACCUUUUGCAAAGAAGUUAUGGCUAUUAUCAGGCUACUUCAAACGAGCAGCAGGACAGUUCCAACUCCGAUGUGACAAGUGCAAACUGUACUAGCACUACUACAGUCACUAGAACUCACUAUGUUCCUGAAUUUGCCGAGGGUAAUCCGUUCACUGGCUCCAACGCUUACGGUAGAGAUGCUUUUGAGAAAAAUUGGAACCAAUUUUAUGGACAGCCUACUGAAGUAGCACAGGAUGGUGUUUGCACAGCAUUUGUGUCUGUAACUGCUACACAUACCAUCCCAUCUGGCGUCCAUCACGGACAGUUUGUUCAUACUGGAUUUCUUAGUGACCUUCCCAGUGGCUUCCCAACCGAUUUCCCAACUGGUUUUCCUAGUGGAAUGCCUCCUGCAUUUCACUCUGGGUUCCCAACUGGUGUCCCCUCUGCGUUUGCUGCUCAAAUGACUGGAGGUGAGGAGUUCCAGUCUCCUGGUGGAUUGCCUAGGCCUCAAGGUGGUUUCCCUCAGCUUCCAUCUGGAUUCCCUACCGAUUACGCUGGCUUUGCUAAAAACUUUCCCGAUGAUCUUCCCACCAGCUUCCCAGCUGCUGUUCCAACUUUCGUUGUUGACUAUGUCAAUGAAUUGAAAACUGUCUUUCCUACAGGCUUGCCUACCAAUUUUGUUGAUCUAGUUAAGGAGCUACCUACUACAUUCCCUUCAGGUUUUCCCACACCAAUUGCUGAAAUUGCAUUGAACUUCCAGAGUAGAUUCGCCUCUUCAGUUCCUCCCAAUUUCCCCACCAACUUCCCACUUGUUCCCCCAAAUAGAGGGUUCGGAGGACAGUUCCCACAAGGAGGCUUAACUGGGGCUCCGACUGGCGCUCUUACUGGCGUACCUGCUGGCUCACCUAGUGAUUUGCCUUCUGGUCAGGCAAGCCCCGAUGUUUCUGGAGGUUUCCAAGGUGGUGCCGUCGGAACUCCCGAAGCUGUUUCACCUUCAGCUGGUGAUGUCACUAAUGCACCUUCAGCAGACUCGCUUCCUACUCCAAAUUAUGCUCAAUUUCUUGGAAAUUAA